Ilyonectria robusta is the source of this 548-nucleotide messenger RNA. RefSeq lists its product as uncharacterized. Bases 114 to 437 code for a protein of 107 amino acids. The transcript is spliced from 2 exons. The record is from RefSeq and is a predicted model, not a curated record. NCBI's taxonomy places the organism in Eukaryota, Fungi, Ascomycota, Sordariomycetes, Hypocreales, Nectriaceae.
CUCUUCAAUUGUGCGUAGUCAUUGUCCAUCUCCGUCGUCCAUCCACCCUCUAAUCCCAGCCGACAUCAAACCAUCCAAACAAUACCAGUACGACCUUGACCCCACCAUCCACGAUGGAUUUCCUCAAAGGCAUGGCCGGCGACGGCGACAAGAAGACCGAGGAGAAGCAAGCCGACAGCGGUAGCGGCGGCGGCUUCAUGGACAAGGUCAACAACUUCGCAGGCGGCGGUGCCAAGGGCGAGAAGAACGAGGACCACUUGGACAAGGCUGUCGAUUAUGUCCAGGAAAACUUCUUGGGUAAAGGUGACCAGAGCAACGAAAGCGCUGCCGAACAGGCGAAGGACGAGGCCGUCUCCGACUUCAUCCGCGACAAGUACAAGGAGACGACUGGCAAGGAAUUCUUCGUCAAGGACAAGGAUAAGGACUACGGCGCUUAGAGCGGAGACCCAGGAAUUUGAUAAAAAUGGUUCUUUUUUUUAUCUUUUGGUGGGAUAACGAGCUAUGAAAUAAAACAUGUCGCAUCUUCCGAAGAAGAUAUUAUUUUUUGA